AUGUCGGAAGCCCAAGGUCAGGAUCUCCGUUCUCUCCUUCAAGGGGAUCGUGAAACGGCCAAAAGAGCUUUGAUCGCACUGGAAGAGGCUUCAAAGAGGGUUGAAUCCCAUAUAAAAGAAGAGAUGGAAGAAAAGCAUGGAUUCGUAUGGAAGAGUACGGAAGCCUCGUCGAAUGUGAUCCUCAUUCAUGCUGACUAG
This is a messenger RNA of Acaulospora colombiana, 198 nucleotides long. NCBI's taxonomy places the organism in Eukaryota, Fungi, Glomeromycota, Glomeromycetes, Diversisporales, Acaulosporaceae. The record is from the annotation of a GenBank genome assembly.